AUGAGUGAAUCUGAAUUUACUAAUCAAGAUUUUGAGAAAUGCAUUAAUUCUGAAGAAAAUAACAAAAAUAGUUUUAUUGUUGCUUCCAAAGAAAAUAGCCAAAAUGACUUCACUGUUAUUUCCGAAGAAAAUAGCCAAGAUGGUUUCACUGUUACUUUUGAACAAAAUAGCCAAGAUGGUUUUACUGUUGAUGAUGUUGCUCUUGCAGAGGCUUUUGCAAAUGCUCAGUUCUUACUUGAUAAAACCAAAAGUAUUAAAGAUAACUUUAUGCAACUUGGAGUAUGUCUUUCUCACUUUGCUUUUGAUCAAAACCAACUUCAUAGUAGUGGUGCAAAACAAUCAUUCAUAGCAGUAGCUGUAAAGAGUAUUCAUGGAAAAUCAAUGAAAAUAAUGUUCAAUCUUCUCGUUAAAACUGCAAUAAAAAUAGCAAAAAUUGACUCUAAUAAAUUAAUAGAAAAAUACUCAAAGAUUACUUCAGAAAAGGCAACAAUUAUAGGUGAAAAUAUGCAAAAAGAGAUUUUAUCUCUGUGUUCAGAGAUCCAACUAAAAAGAAAUCAAUUAGAAAAUCCAGGUUCAUAUAAUGAGUAUUUCAACAUAUUGCCAAAUAUUAUUCGCAACUUCUUUCAAGCUCUAAUUAUAGCAAUACAACAAAAAAAAUUAUCAGUUACUAACAAGUAG
This is a messenger RNA of Cetraspora pellucida, 678 nucleotides long. NCBI's taxonomy places the organism in Eukaryota, Fungi, Glomeromycota, Glomeromycetes, Diversisporales, Gigasporaceae. The record is from the annotation of a GenBank genome assembly.